UCGGCUGAUAACGGUAACAAAUGUCAACACUGAGCUUGGCCGGAAGUGGUGCUUGUUCCUUGCUGGCACAUGACGACACGUUCAAAUUCUGGACAGAACUAUUGAGACAGCAAACUCCUCUUUUGACGGUAAAGUAACAGUUUGAUAAUUUAUGUCACUUUAUCCUUACGCGCGUUUGAUUCCCGAUUUAGUUGGACGUCCUAAAUAGCUGCUAACGUUAGCAAACACCGUAGUUUCCUCGUUUGAGCGGAGUUGUCGCUAUGUCGGAAAUCAACUGUGGUCACUGCAUUUGUUAUUGCGACACAUACACAAACUAUUUGCUGACGUUUGGGAUGAUGUCGUGUUUCUCCAGCUUGCCGUACAAAAAAAAAGUUUUUGUAUGACAAGCUUUUUGGGUUUAGCGAGUGACGUCAGGGAAGCGUGCUGGGUUCACUUUCGAUAGCACUUGGUUGCGUAGAAGUCUUUCAGUUUCAAAUGAUUGAGUGAAAAAGUAUUCUAAUUGUAUAACAUAUAUUGCCGGGGAAAUAUAGUGAUCUCUGAUUUUGUCCGGACUGUGCAAGCAACGACCCAAGUAGCCCGAGAUUGAGUUCCAAACAUUUGGAGAGAUGGACAGUCACAGAAGGGGUACGCCGUGGGGAAAGCUGGUCAAAGUGGAUUCCAGUGACGCCGAAGUGCUUCUUUUCAACAGAGAAUGCACCAUUGGCCGUAAAAAAGGAUGUGAUUUGGCCUUUCCUGCCAAUAAACUGGUCUCAGGGGAGCACUGCAAGAUUGUGCAAGAUGAAAACUCAGGGCAAGUGUGGCUUGAAGACAUGAGCACCAAUGGUACAGUGAUCAACAUGGCCACACUGGUCAAAAAACAAACUCACAUGCUUCAAAAUGGUGAUGUCAUCUACUUUGUAUACAGGAAAAAUGAGCCUGAACAAAAUAUUGCGUAUGUUUACCACACAAUCAAAACAGAGCAAGGUAUUUUGCAAGAUCGUCACGACUUGUCAGCCCACAGUCCUUCUGCUCUCACAUCCACCGAGAUGACGUUGUCUGUGGAGCCUGUCAUGCUCACAAAAGCUCCUUGGCAUCUUAAUCAGGAAGAACCUCAGCCAUCCACCUCUACUUCCGACCUCUGUUUUCAGCUGCCUUUUACACCCGGACCCCUGUCAGCCAGAGCAUGUCUAAACUCUGGUAGCCAAUCCAGAGAUGUGGCUGAAGGACCUGAGAAAUCACUGAACAAUUUGGAGCCAGAAUGCAAGAAGCGAAAAACUGAGACCGCACUCUCAUCCAGCACAGAGCUAACGCCACCAACCUUGGCAUCAACUGGAAGUCUUUUGGUCCCAACGCCAGCAGAAGAGACCAAGACAGAUAAGAUGGAGGAAUCACUGACAUGUAUUAUUUGCCAGGAACUCCUAUAUGACUGUGUCAGCUUGCAACCCUGCAUGCACACAUUCUGUGCUGCCUGCUACUCUGGCUGGAUGGAGCGAUCUUCUCUUUGUCCUACAUGCCGCUGCCCUGUGGAACGGAUCCGUAAGAACCAUAUCCUCAACAACCUGGUGGAGGCCUACCUCAUCCAACACCCUGAAAAGUGUCGUAGUGAGGAGGACAUGAAGAGCAUGGACAGCCGCAACAAGAUCACUCAGGACAUAUUGCAGCCAAAAGUUGAGCGUUGUUUCUCUGAUGAGGAGGGCAGCUCUGAUUACCUUUUUGAGCUCUCUGACAAUGACAGCGACUCCUCUGACAUUAGUCAGCCUUUAGUGAUCUGCAGACAGUGUCCAGGUUACAGGAGAGAUGUCAGUCAGAUGCUGUUUGCCAACUUUGCCACAGGCUCAAACUGCUGGGUUCCAGGUCUGCCAGUCCCACCUCCUUUGCCUCCUCCUCUUCCACCUCCAAUCAAACCAGCUGGAGAUGAAGGCUCUGUGAAGUCCAUUGGGGAAGAGCCCUCAACCUCUUCUGACAACCCAUCAGCUCCUCUAGAGUACCGCUGUCAACCUCUGGGCUGCCAUCUCAUUUGUACCUGCUGCCUGCAGCCAAUGCCAGACAGACGGGCUGAGUUGAUCAGCCAGCAGCAUUGUGUGCAGUGCCAGCGUCCUUUCUGUCAUAUUUAUUGGGGUUGCCAGAGGAUUGGCUGUCAAGGCUGCCUUGCUCGAUUCAGUGAGCUUAAUCUGACUGACAAAUGUCUGGAGGGUGUACUGAACAACAAUAACUACGAAUCAGAGAUCCUCAAGAACUAUUUGUCUUCUAGAGGCAAGACAUGGAGGGAUCUACUCAAGGAAGCUGUUAAUGACUUGCAGCAGGGGAAAUAUUGCCUUCCAUAUCGCCAUAUGUCUGCAAAUACAAUCCUUUGUAUGUGCUGCGGCCUGAUGGUGUUCAAGGAGCUGGCGUACAAGUACAGACAGAAUAUUCCUCAGUCUGAACUACCAGCUGCUGUAUUGUCUCGUCCUGACUGCUACUGGGGACGUAACUGUCGUACACAGGUGAAAGCCCAUCAUGCAAUGAAAUUCAACCACAUAUGUGAGCAGACCCGCUUCAAGAGCUGAGCGAACAAAGCUGCUGGGCAACUCACAGCACAAUGAAGACUCAUCUCAUCUAGUAGUGUUCUGCCUAUUGAAGCUGUCCCCUAUUAUGCACACUAAAAAUACAAAAAAAGCAGUCAUUAUACAUUCAGAAUAGACUCGAACCAAACAUGGGGCUAAGUGAAGUAUUGUUAUGCACAUUACAGGUUAAGCAUGAAAUAAAAUAUUAACUGGGUGGACUCUGACCAACAUUUUGAUUUUAUUUUUGUCAUUUGCUGGUACAUUUGUUGAGUCUACUGGUAAACCAGCCAACAGCUGUGCUUAGAUUAUGCACAAAUGUGUUUUAUCCUCUACUUCUGACCUGCUGUAUUGUGCAUAGUUUGUGAUAUAACUUAGGUGUCAUAUGAAGUGCCUGUUUUAGAAUUAAGAGCUUCCUCUGUGCACACACACACAAAAAAAGAUGUAAAAUACAAAUGUUAUGCAUAUUAUUGUAGAUCGAGAGAGUAUAGAUAUGUAUAUUACAGAUUAUUAAAGAAAAAGUGAUGCUCUUUAGAUUCAUUUUGGGACUGCUCUGGACAGUGAUACUGGGUAUCAGUAGGUUCCUGCAUACAUACAGGACUUCACAUUUUUUGUUUUCCUUUUUUCUUUUUCUUUUUUUUACAUCAGUCCAAUGGAACAAAGGCUUCUGUUGUACACUUUAAUCUGGAUAAUUAUCCAGAGAGGAUGCUUUUUAACAAAGGCAAAGCUGCAAGCAUCCAGUAGCAGUGCAUCAUGCUGAGGCUGAUGUUAGGCUGCAGUAGAUUACUUACUGUACUGUAAAUGUAUCUAUUUUUAUUGCUAAAAAUAGUUUUCGGUCACCACUUGUGGAGAUGCUGUAAAUAACAAGACUGGGAGACAAGAACCAGUCAUGUCACUUUACGCUCCACAUAGUUUUCAGAUCCAACAGCCAACCACUCAUUUUGAAGCCAACUCUCUUUUUGAAUCUUUCAUGUCCUGCCCCUCCCUUGAAGAUACACGCCCCUGGUGAAUGUCUCCCUAAAAAGGAAAAAAAUAAAAAAUUCUGAAGAGGUGAAUCAGCUCAUGCGGGGGUCCAGUGUACUUCGUUUCGCCGAACAAAUCAACAAGUACAAUUAGUAGAAACCAUUGCUAUUCUGAAUGGCAAUGUUUGGUUUACCAGAUGCAGAUUAUUCUCCUCUUAUUAUGAAAGUUAUUUUCAUAACAGGUUCAUGUUUUAUAUUGAUAUAAUGGUUGGUCAGUAGGAGGGAUUGUUAGUUUAAAAUGUUAUCUUGUUUCUCAGUUUUAUGACGCUGCUGUAAAUUUGUUUAACUAGAAAAUUAUGUACAUUUAUGACAAUUUAGAAAAUAUUGGAUUUAUCUUUUCUCAUCACCUAGGAUGCAACAUAGCUUGGCAUUAUGCAAAAAUGCAUAAUCCUAAUAAAAUGUUUCUGAAACCAGUUGA
Phyllopteryx taeniolatus (common seadragon) is the source of this 3959-nucleotide messenger RNA. It is a transcript of the gene chfr, whose product is annotated as checkpoint with forkhead and ring finger domains, E3 ubiquitin protein ligase. The record is from RefSeq and is a predicted model, not a curated record. Gene Ontology annotation, cellular component: nucleus. The transcript is spliced from 17 exons. Gene Ontology annotation, biological process: protein ubiquitination; ubiquitin-dependent protein catabolic process; mitotic cell cycle checkpoint signaling. NCBI's taxonomy places the organism in Eukaryota, Metazoa, Chordata, Actinopteri, Syngnathiformes, Syngnathidae. The coding region runs from base 606 to 2525 and encodes 639 amino acids. Gene Ontology annotation, molecular function: protein binding; ubiquitin-protein transferase activity.